CGCUGCACCUUCUCGCAGAGUGCGUGCUGGUUUAAAGGGUUUCACCCACACAUCUGCAGCUGCGUUCACACAUGACAUGAGGCGGACUAGAAGCUGGAAGAAACACUUUCUCUCAACCGAAUGACACCGACGGGGAAUAAGACUUCACCUCGGGGAAUGGAUGUGGUGACUUUGGAUCUGCAAUGCAAUAACCUUCAGGAGUCGAAUGGCUUCAAAGACAAAGAUCCAGACUGCCGGGAUGGUUCAGAGAAAGAGGAGGAACCUCUGCUCCGAGAGAACCCCAGACGGUUCGUCGUCUUCCCCAUCCAGUACCCCGACAUCUGGAAGAUGUACAAGCAGGCACAAGCCUCGUUCUGGACGGUGGAGGAGGUGGAUCUGUCCAAAGACCUGCCACACUGGGACCGCAUGAAGCUUGAGGAGAAACACUUCAUCUCCCACAUCCUAGCCUUCUUCGCUGCAAGUGAUGGCAUCGUCAAUGAGAACCUGGUGCAGAGGUUCUGCCAGGAGGUUCAGAUCCCUGAAGCUCGCUCUUUCUACAGCUUUCAGAUCCUCAUAGAGACCGUUCAUUCCGAGAUGUACAGCAUGCUCAUCAAUACUUAUAUCAGGGAUCUGAAAGAGAGGGACUACUUAUUUAACGCCAUUCAGACGAUGCCUUGUGUGAGACGAAAAGCAAACUGGGCCCUCAAGUGGAUAAACGACAGUAAAUCCACAUUUGCGGAGCGGAUUGUGGCCUUUGCGGCGGUGGAGGGAAUCUUCUUCUCUGGCUCUUUCGCUUCCAUCUAUUGGCUCAAGAAGAGAGGGUUGAUGCCCGGCCUUACCUACUCCAACGAGCUGAUUAGCAGAGACGAGGGCCUGCACUGUAACUUUGCCUGCCUGCUGUACAGCCACCUGGUGAAUAAACCAUCGGAGGACCGGGUAAAGGACAUCAUCACUAAAGCUGUUAGCAUUGAGCAGGAGUUUCUGACAGAGGCCUUGCCAGUGGAUCUCAUAGGAAUUAACUGUUGUCUGAUGAAGCAGUACAUUGAGUUUGUGGCUGACCGGCUGUUCGCUGACCUCGGAAUAGCAAAGGUAUACCAAGCUGAGAACCCAUUUGACUUCAUGGAGUCCAUUUCACUGGAGGGGAAAACCAACUUCUUCGAGAAACGGGUGGCAGAGUAUCAGAGAUUCGGGGUGAUGUCAAGCACGAAGGACUGUGAAUUCACUCUCGAUGCAGACUUCUGAAAUGGAGAGAAACUGCUGUUCACGCAAUAUUUAUCUAAGCAAAGCAUCAUUGCAAUAUUAUAUUUGACGGGUUAAAGCUUUUAAAAAGGGAUUGAGAAUGAAGCCUCAAGUAAAUUAGCAGCAAAUAGUUUGUAAUAUGAAACGGUUGGUUUAUUGUUCUUCCCAUGGCUUGAGAUGUGUAAAUUACAUAAAUAUUCAUUUUUAUUUAAAGAUGUCUCAUACACUAGUGGUGGUGGACAACUUCUGUUCUAAAUAUACACACACGAAAUGGAAAAAUAGAAACAUUUAAUACAAAUUUGUAUUCUACCAAAGCUAAAACCUCCAGGAUUGCUACUCUAAUACCAUACGUUUAGUCUACAGUUUUUUCCACCUUUUUAUGUACAUUAAAAUGUUUUAUCGUUA
Gasterosteus aculeatus aculeatus (three-spined stickleback) is the source of this 1623-nucleotide messenger RNA. It is a transcript of the gene rrm2b, whose product is annotated as ribonucleotide reductase M2 b. Lineage: Eukaryota; Metazoa; Chordata; Actinopteri; Perciformes; Gasterosteidae. The record is from RefSeq and is a predicted model, not a curated record. Gene Ontology annotation, cellular component: cytosol. Gene Ontology annotation, molecular function: ribonucleoside-diphosphate reductase activity, thioredoxin disulfide as acceptor. Gene Ontology annotation, biological process: deoxyribonucleotide biosynthetic process.